Messenger RNA from Caenorhabditis remanei, 513 nucleotides. RefSeq lists its product as uncharacterized. The record is from RefSeq and is a predicted model, not a curated record. Bases 1 to 513 code for a protein of 170 amino acids. The transcript has 5 exons. Lineage: Eukaryota; Metazoa; Nematoda; Chromadorea; Rhabditida; Rhabditidae.
AUGGGAAACUGCCUGCCGUCAUUGUUCGGGUUCGUCAGACAACACGAUGAGACGCCACUCCGACGGAGCCGAUCCUCGGAUGGGAUGAGCUUCACGAAUCCCAACAUGAUGCAGCAGAGUAGUUCGUACGUGAAUCAACUCUACCAACACAACGUAAUUAGACAGAGGCAAGCUGAGGAGCGGGGAAAAGAAAUUGAUGAGGCGAAGAAGAAUCGGAUUCGUGGACUUCUUGACCAGAUUCCAGCUGAUGUGUUCCGUGGGGAUAUGACGAGUAAUGAAUGCGCGAUCUGCAUGAUCGACUUCGAGCCGGGCGAGCGUAUCCGAUUCCUUCCGUGCAUGCACUCGUUCCAUCAGGAGUGUGUCGACGAAUGGCUCAUGAAGUCGUUCACGUGUCCCUCAUGCCUGGAACCAGUCGACUCGACAAUCCUCUCCUCUCUGACCGCCCAUAAUAUGCAAUCAUUGCAACAAAUCUCCUCGACCUCCCCCACCACCUCUACUACUACCAAACAAUAG